Messenger RNA from Lineus longissimus, 2947 nucleotides. Its product is annotated as nucleoside diphosphate kinase-like. The record is from RefSeq and is a predicted model, not a curated record. The transcript is spliced from 6 exons. Gene Ontology annotation, molecular function: nucleoside diphosphate kinase activity. The coding region runs from base 203 to 886 and encodes 227 amino acids. Gene Ontology annotation, biological process: GTP biosynthetic process; CTP biosynthetic process; UTP biosynthetic process. Lineage: Eukaryota; Metazoa; Nemertea; Pilidiophora; Heteronemertea; Lineidae.
CCUUGCAUUGACGAUAACUAGGUCAGCCUCUGUUGUUUGGUUAUGUUGUUUGUCGGACCCUGGAUCAUGGAUUAAACUGUCUUGUUUUCUAAUUUGUGCCGUAUGUAAAUAAACAUUGGUGACAAGGUCACGCCCAUCAGCUUGUCAUUCAACUAUAAUAUUGAUAAGGGAAGUAGGCUAUUACGUAGGGUUACGUGUCAACAUGUCGAGCGUGGUCAAGCAAACUGGAAUGCUGAUCCAUCAAGCCGUCCGGACUUCGGUCACAUUUUAUGGCCUGUUUUCACAGGUUUCCGGCCAGACUUCCAGUUAUUUCAAACGCGUUGCUGCACCAGGAACAUGUCGGCUAUUCUCAACUACAAGUUCAACUUCUGCAUCGUCCAACAUCCCACCUGAUGUACCAGACCCAGAGCGCCAGAAGACGUUUGUGAUGGUAAAGCCAGACGGAGUACAGCGUGGGCUGGUGGGGGAGGUUCUCAAGAGAUUUGAAGUAAAGGGUUACAAACUCAGGGCUUUAAAAUUUGUCCAUGCACCCUUAUGGAUAUGUGAGGAACACUACAUCGAACACAGAGGGAGAGUAUUCUACCCCAAACUGUUAAAAUACAUCAGAUCGGGACCAGUGGUUCCUAUGGUUUUUGAAGGUGAAAAAGUAGUAGAGGCAGCUAGAAAAAUAAUUGGUGAGACGGAUCCUGUCAACUCAAACCCCGGCACAAUUAGAGGAGACUUUGGUCUGACUGUUGCAAGUAACUCCCUUCUAAAAGAAAUCGGGAAUGUCAUACACGGCAGCGAUAGUAUCAAGAGUGCUGAACGGGAGAUCGCGCUCUGGUUCGAACCAGCUGAACUCAUUCAAUGGGAUCUUGUGCACUACGAGUGGCUCUACGAACAUUGAUGAAAAGUAACUGUAGAUAACGACCAGGAAGAGUGGUUACUGUCGGUACUGGGAGGGAUGACAAUGAUAUCAGUGAUGUCCUCAAUAACGUCAAUAACGUCAAAGCUGUAGUUGCUGAUGGAAUCCAGUAGGAGGUAUAGUGAGUCACAUUGACUUACUGUUUUAGAGCUUGUUAACAGACAUUUGAUCCCAGCAUUGUUUAGACUGCUCUCAGAAUCUCUAGUUAAUCUCAUGAAGUUUUGCACAUGGAUGCGUGAAGAUUUUGUAUUCGAUGUAUCGGGGAAGUUGAUCUUGGUUAGAAAAGCAAAUGUACAGAGUUAGAUUGAAGGAUUCAGUGUAAAUAGCAUUUUGUAUAGAGUAGUUGUUAAUUUAUUAAAAACUUAAGGAAGCAGGCUAUUGAAAAGUUGAAAUGGUAUAGAAUUGUUCAGAUUGGAAUGAAGGAAGACUUCAUGUUCUGGGAGCAGUCAUAGAUUCAAUGCAAGAAAGCUUUCUGUCCAGGAGAUCAGUGAUUAGCUAGAUUCCACAUUGCUUUUGUAAGUGUCAAGAAAAAAACCAAAAGAAAUUAAUUUUGACAAGUUCAUCUGACCAUGUACCCUCCCAGUACUUUCACGAGCUGUAUAAUAAUAAGGAGUGUUAUGUAGAAAUGUAUGUAUGAUGUAGAUGGUAUGUAAGGCCUAGAUGCCAUAUCAGCACAGUGUGUUCCUCAAAGUUUGAGUGUCUUGUUUGUUAGAUGUUUAGUUUUUAAGUACUAGUAAUUAAAGUGUAUUUUGACUGGCCUUGAUCCACUGUUCACUAUCAUAGUUUUGCCACUUUCAGAGGCUUACAAGUGCAAAGUCAUACUAUUGAAGUUAAUCCAACACAUAUGAAAGUGUACAGCUUCCCUGUGUUCGGGAUGGUGGAAAAAGGUCUUUCAUGUCCUUUGUCAGGAUUGUUCAAUUCUAAAGAGAUUACCAGCAAUAUGUGCUUUGACAUUUAAGCUAUGCAGAUUUAAGUGUAGGUGCCAUGUUUUUCUUAUGUGCUGAAUUCUUGAGAGGUAGUGCAGAUGACAUCAUCAGAGAAAGACCCUAUUUUUGUCACUUUUUUUGUCAUUAGUGUAACAAUGGCCGAAGGAAGGUGUUAUGGUGCUGUCAACCAUGAUGCCAUUCAUACUUGCCACCCUUUGUUGCCAAUGUCCGGUCAAGGGCAUCGAAUGAUGUCCAAAUAUGUCAUUGCAAGGUCUCUAUACCAUAGAUGUUAGGUGAGAAACUGUUUAGUAUACAUGUAGUUUCCUUCAACAAAUUCUAAUAUGAAAAGUUAAUGCAAAGGAUGAUUGCAGAAGAAAAAAAGGACUUUGUGUGACAUAUCAUCUGAGGAAUUUAAUUUUACACACUUGCCAUGACAUGCUUCCUGUUUUCAACAUAUUGUUCACAUAGAUUCACAUAGACUUAGCUUGGUAUUGUCAUCUGGUAUGCAGGCGAGUUGGUUGUGACCUAUAAGUAUGUUGAUUGCUCAAUGUCUCAAUUGAAUCACUUACCUUUUAUGUUGUCUGACUUAACCAUUGAUGUGCCAUAUGAUUUUACUGUGUUUUAAAUCUGAUGUUAAGAUAAUAUUGGUCGUUGUUAUGUAGAUACGAGUGUAUGUAGAAGAUGAGGUUCAUUCAGACCAAUGUAUGUCAAAGAACAAUGCAAAUAAGCAUCAGCUACGUUCAUAUCAUCACCUGCGUUUUUAUAAACGAUGUUUGUUGUUUGCAACUGCUAUAAAUAGUGAGGCAAAGCCUGUCAAAUUCCAGUCGAAGGUUUGAUCACAAUGUUACACUUAUUGGAAUCAUUACUGGUAUAUCAUAAAGAUCUGAUUAUUGGCAUAUCACUGAGGUUGUCGUUGAUUAGUUCCCAUUGUCGCACCAAGUGCGUAUGGUCUUUAUAGGUACUUGGUUGUACUUGGUCCUGCCGAGCAGUUGACUUUUAUCUCAGUAGGUUUUUUUUAAAAGCCAGCUGGUAAAAACAGGGAGUUUGAUUUGUUUGUUUAACUUUCAACCGUUAAAUACUUCAGUCUUUGAGAAUUACAAGUGGUCAUAGAAUUCAA